GUUGAAGGUAGUGCGACAUUUAUGGAGUUGUUAGAGGGCGAAUUUAUUAAAGAAGAGCAAAGCUGAGAGCGUGUAAUCAAACAGACAUGGAUUUAACUCGGUUACUGUCGCUACUUUUGAUUUUCUGCUGCUUUUCGGCCUCAUGUACAGCAGGACAAGGCCGGGGAUUCAUUGGGUUUAAGGAUGCUGUCAACUCAAAUCAAGUUGUUGUGGACCAUCAAACAAUUGACACACUGAAGAGUAAUCUCACCACAGUCUUCAUCCCUAUCCUCUACAUCAUUGUGUUUGCGGUGGGACUUCCUGCCAAUGGCAUGGCCAUCUGGGUGUUCCUCUUUAGGAUGAAGAAGAAGCACCCGUCCUCCAUCUACAUGGCCAACUUAGCUCUGGCUGACUUGCUCUUUGUCAUUUGGGCACCUCUAAAAAUCCAAUACCAUUUUAACGGCAACAACUGGAUCUACGGGGAGGCGCUGUGCAAAGUCUUUGUGAGCUUCUUCUAUGGGAACAUGUACUGCUCCGUGCUUUUCAUCACCUGCCUCAGUGUGCAGAGGUACUGGGUGGUGGCUCACCCUCUGUCCCAGCAGAGGAAGAACAACAAAGUGGCGGUCGGUGUUUGCGUGGCCAUCUGGGCUUUCAUCUGGAUCACCAGCACACCUCUGUACCUGUACGACCACACCGCACAACUCAAAGACCCCAACAUCACCACCUGCCACGAUGUCAACAUCAUCGAGGACCCUCUCAACCCGUUCCCCUCUGUGCAGCUGCCUUACUACUACUUCAUCUUCAUGGGAUUGGUGGUGUUCCUGGUCCCUUGUAUAGUGAUCGUAGUGGCGUAUGUUCUGCUUCUCCGAGCACUGGGGAACAGCAUGGAGGCCAGCACGGCAGCAAAGAACCGCCACAGAGCCGUGGUGCUGAUCCUGACCGUGCUGUUUACUUUUCUGGUGUGCUUCAUCCCCAGUAACAUCAUGCUGGUGGUGCACUACUCUCUCCUGAAGGAUGGAGUGCUUAAUAACGGUUACAGCUUCUACAUCUCCACAUUAUGCCUGGCCAGCCUCAACAGCUGCCUGGACCCAUUUAUUUACUACUUUGUGUCCGAGGACUUCAGGAACCACGUGAAGAACACUCUCCUGUGCAGGAGCAGCCGGACCGUGGAGAGGAUGAGGGUUUCAUUCAGCUCCAUGAAAUACUCCAGGAAGAGCAAGUCGUACAUGUCGGAGAGUGGGAACACACAGAGCAGCUCCUGCUAGAGGUACGAUGGAUGAAGGAAACAAUAGAAAGACUAAAGGGAUAUCAAGGCUGUGUUUAUUCACUGAAAACAUGGUGCCCCACAGACAUGGGACGCAAAAAGGUGUGUGAUUAGUGCUGGUUAGUCAUAACCACGUUACCUCAACAUAUCAGAUAACCAAAGUUUAACUAUAAAUGUGAAGAUGACUGUGCUGGGACGAGAGCGGAGGACUUUUAAAGAUGUCAAAUACUUAAUUAUGAACUGUUGUUUAGUGUUCAAAUGUGAAACAUGCAUGUAUAUUUUCAUUUUUACACAUAUUAAUGGAGAGAAAGCCUGUUAAAGACUGAUAUUAAGUUCUCUUGGCCGCACGAAAUAUUUGCCAGGAUUUUUGAAUGACCAGUUCACUGCACUGAAGACCAUUUUAAAGAUUAUUUUCAUUAAGGAUUGAUUAAGGAUUGAUCUUGAUUAAUCAAAUAGCGAAACAUUUCUAUUCCAUUUUCUCAAAGUCAAAUAUGAUAUCUUUCAAUGUCAGUUUAAUAUCAUAUAAAACAAAGAAAAGUUGGAAAUGUAUUUUUAAAACAAAGCAACAUCUUUAGUAAAAUAACCAAUUGACUGGAUAUGUUCAGAAGAAUAGAGCAAUAGAGAAUAUCAAGUUAAGCGUUUCUUAUUUAAUAGGAAUUACUGUUAUUAACAGCCAACAUGCAGCCAGCAUUUUUAAUGUAUUUUAAGUGUUGAUUUAAUGUUUGAGUUUGGUGUUAUUGUUACAUAGUUUCUUAAAUAAAUAAUAAAACAACAGGAUGCAG
This is a messenger RNA of Notothenia coriiceps (black rockcod), 2025 nucleotides long. It is a transcript of the gene f2rl1.2, whose product is annotated as coagulation factor II (thrombin) receptor-like 1, tandem duplicate 2. Gene Ontology annotation, biological process: phospholipase C-activating G protein-coupled receptor signaling pathway; positive regulation of Rho protein signal transduction; blood coagulation. The transcript is spliced from 2 exons. Lineage: Eukaryota; Metazoa; Chordata; Actinopteri; Perciformes; Nototheniidae. Gene Ontology annotation, cellular component: plasma membrane. The coding region runs from base 87 to 1244 and encodes 385 amino acids. The record is from RefSeq and is a predicted model, not a curated record. Gene Ontology annotation, molecular function: thrombin-activated receptor activity.